AUGAGUUAUUCAAAAUUUAGACAUUUACGUGUUACUAAUCCAAAAAACUCAGAAUCCGGUGGAAACAAAGAGUCGAAAGACCACUUUUUGCUUGAAACCGUCUUCGUAUUAACAGGUCGGGGGCACACGGAGGUACUGGUGGAGCUGCAGAUGGAGCGGUGGGUGGGGCGCGGGGGUUCAGUACGGUUACGCUGCCUGCACGACGUGCCUCCCCAUCUUCUCGACAAGGUGGUCUUCCUACGGCAGGGCACCAAAAUCUUCCAGUACAUUAAGAACCGCAAGCCGCCAUACAGAAAUUUUACCACACCCGGUGCUGUUCUCAACAUAGCCCUAGCUACAGAGAACUCCAUAAUCCUUCAAAACCUAGAGCUGGAGGCGAGUGGCAGAUACUCUUGUGAAGUGUCGUUAGAAACUCCAAUCUACACGAAAGCGUCUGCUGAAAAACAGCUUACAGUUUUCCAGCCGCAGAAGCACCACCCACGGAUAGAGGUGCCCCCUCGCGAGCCGCCACCCGCACCCCUCCGAGCCCGCUGUACCACUGCGCCCUCGGCCCCCGCGCCCCACGUCACCUGGUUUAUAAACGGCAAAAAGAUGGAUGAGCUGCUAGCUAACUCACAAAAGUACAGAGUGUCAGUGAGCGAGCGGUCCUGGGGUGGCCGACGAGGUCCCCUAACGCAGACAAGCCCGUCACCACUUUUAACCCUUACACACAUCACGCAUCUUGCCACGCGACCGCCCGGUUGUACGCAAAAAGAGAAAGAGACAGGAGGGACUACUCGGGAAGAUGCCAAUGCAGUCCAAGGAGUGAGUAGACAUAAAUGGCGGCGGCGGGAACUAUUCGUGACAGUGUCGGAGGUGACAGUAGAAGUCAGUGGACGCCUGCAGCUCACCUGUGUCAGUACCAUUCCCGAGUUUAGGAGCAUUCACGAUAAGUUUGCUGAUAUCCGGAAUGAAACUGUAAUAGUGGAUGUAGUAAACCCUUCAAGUCAACCAGAGCCAGCUUCGAAUCUAACGACGGGACAUAGCACUUCCGAUGCUUCCAGCGAGCUCCUCACACCUCUUAUUACGCAUAUUAUAUUUUUACAUCUCCUUUAUAUUAUUUGA
This is a messenger RNA of Pieris macdunnoughi, 1104 nucleotides long. The record is from the annotation of a GenBank genome assembly. NCBI's taxonomy places the organism in Eukaryota, Metazoa, Arthropoda, Insecta, Lepidoptera, Pieridae.